CUAUUGAACCAUUGAACGUCAUGCAGUUAUUCCUCGUUCAAAUGUCAAUACAUUUGAGGUCAGUUAUCUCUACAAUAGUACAAUUUACAAUUAUUUAGUCGUAUCUGCUAUGUUUUGAACAAAAUUGCGAUGGAGGGUUCCCUCAGCAAAUGGACAAAUGUAAUGAAAGGCUGGCAAUAUCGCUGGUUUGUACUAGAUGAUAAUUCCGGCCUACUAUCUUAUUAUACUUCAAAAGAAAAGAUGAUGCGUGGCGUAAGAAGGGGAUGUGUAAGACUAAAAAAUGCCAUAAUAGGAAUAGACGACGAAGACGACAGUACAUUCACUAUAACUGUUGACCACAAAACAUUCCAUUUUCAAGCUAGAGAUGCAGAAGAGAGGGAAAAAUGGGUUCAAGCUUUGGAAGACACUAUCUUCAAACACGGAAACAGGAUGAAAUGGGAUAUUCAUCAGCCUCCACCUACGAUCAAGGAUUUUCAGUACAAAGUGACGGAAGCAGAUGCAUAUCUUCAACUAAUGAUUGAACAGAUAAAGAUGCUUGAAGAGAAUAUCAGCAAAAUGAAUGAUCCUGAGGAAAAAUCCAAGUGCCAAACAAUUUUAGAACAAGCUAAUGUAAUGUUGGAUAAUGUUAAGCAUUCUAUAGUAUUACUUCAAAUAGCAAAGAACACCGCCCAUCCAGUGAAUGGUUUGGGAUUAUAUCAAAUAGUACCUGGAUCCUCCACACAUACAACAUCGCCUAUGAUUGCAGAAACAAUUGUGCCAGUAGGUCCAAUUCAAGGAGUUGAAUUAGGAUCGGAAUGUCGGGAAAAUACGAGAAGGCAGAGUAGAAAUCUUGCUUCCUCAUCGUCUUUAGCUGUGCCGGAUAUGUCUUAUUCAAGCAGCGAGGGAGAAGAGGAUUUCUUCGACGCUAACGAUUACCCUUCUGGCGUGAGCUCCAUAUCAUCGCCAACCGGACUGAAAUCAUUCGAUAAUGAUGGUGAUGAUGCAACAAAUUCUGCACAGAUAAGGCAGCAAAUUCCGAAUCUUGUCAGGAAUGUUUCUGGUAAACCAGAUGAUAUUGAACAAAUAGAUGAUGACACUUUAUAUGACGACGAUUGUGAUGAAAAUUUGGAAAUUGAUAGUAACGUUUCUGUGAUUAGACAUUUGUUGUCUCAGGUUAAGAUUGGUAUGGACUUGACCAAAGUAGUUUUACCAACAUUUAUACUGGAAAGGCGGUCUUUGCUAGAAAUGUAUGCUGAUUAUUUUGCACAUCCGGACCUGUUCAUUAGUAUUGCAGAUGCCAAAGAUCCUCGAGAUCGUAUGGUGCAAGUGGUAAAAUGGUAUCUAUCUUCGUUUCAUGCUGGAAGAAAGAGUGCCGUUGCCAAAAAACCAUACAAUCCUAUACUAGGAGAAAUUUUUCGAUGUCACUGGAACAUUCCCAAAACAUAUGAUAAACAAGCACCAACAGAUGAGGGUGUACCUGAAGGUCCUAUUUCUUGGUGUUCAAAAAAUCAAUUGGUUUUUAUUGCUGAACAAGUUUCCCAUCAUCCUCCAAUUUCAGCUUUUUAUGCAGAACACUACAACAAACGUAUUAGUUUCAAUGCCCAUGUCUACACAAAAUCCAAAUUUCUUGGACUAUCUGUUUGUGUUUACAAUAUAGGCCAAGGGGUAGUUUCAGUAUUAGAUUAUGAUGAGGAAUACACAGUUACUUUUCCCAAUGGUUAUGGCCGCUCAAUUUUAACUGUUCCUUGGAUUGAGUUAGGGGGGUCAAUAGUAAUAAACUGUCGAAAAACUGGAUAUUAUAGUAAUAUAGAAUUCAUAACUAAACCAUUCUAUGGUAACAAAAAGCACAGGAUAAAUGCAGAAAUAUUUGGACCAGAAGAUAAAAAGCCUUUUUUGACAAUUAGUGGUGAAUGGAAUGGUAUCAUGGAGGCUAAGUCGAAUGAUAAACUGGUUGAAGAAUUCGUUAUUGAUGUGAAUAAAUUAGAAAUAGUAAAAAAACUGGUUAAGCCAAUAAGCCAACAGGAAGAAAAUGAAUCUCGUAAAGUAUGGAGAGAUGUCACUUUAGGAUUAAAAGUAAAUGAUAUUGACAAGGCAACAGCCGCCAAGCAAAAAGUGGAGCAAAGGCAAAGAGAUGAAGCUAAGGAAAGAAAAGAAACUGGUGAAGAAUGGAACACAAAAUUAUUCCAGAAAGGUCUUGAAGAUAGUUGGCACUUCAUGAAACCACUUCGGCAUAGAUUACCCUCGAAUACAUGAAUUAUACAAUUAAGAAGAUGAAUUCAACUCUGUGCUUUUCUCAAAACCAUCCUACAAACUGUCUAUGGAACAAGAUUAUUUUCAUAUUUAUAUUGAACUGUGAUACACUAUCAUAUUAUGGAAAUGUGAGCACUGAUAGAGGCAGAAGAUCGAUCGCUGCAGGACAGCUGAACGUCUUCAAACUUCUAUUAAAUUCAUUCUUAAAAAUUUUCUUGUACAUUGAAAUGGCAUUUAUUUAUCCAUACUAGGGUUUAAGUCGAAAAUAAAUGUUUUCUCAUAACUUUUUUAUUUACAAUUCACUUCUAGAGUGUUGAAAUGAUGGUGCAAUCCAAAUUUCAUGUGACUUACAUUUCCAUGUUGAAUAAAUCAUACAAACAUAUCGAA
Harmonia axyridis is the source of this 2616-nucleotide messenger RNA. Its product is annotated as oxysterol-binding protein-related protein 9. The transcript has 14 exons. The coding region runs from base 130 to 2232 and encodes 700 amino acids. The record is from RefSeq and is a predicted model, not a curated record. Gene Ontology annotation, cellular component: membrane; cytosol; intracellular membrane-bounded organelle. Gene Ontology annotation, molecular function: sterol binding. Lineage: Eukaryota; Metazoa; Arthropoda; Insecta; Coleoptera; Coccinellidae.